CGAUAACGAGAUAUUAAGCAGAGCCAUCGCAGUGAAACUUUUCAUUGUGCUAGGCAAGUGGAGUUGUUGACAUGGCGACACUUGGGUACAUUAUUGUGUUGGGCACGCUUUGCUCUGUUGCUUUCUCACAGGUGAGUGUACAUUUAAUCUGAGACUAUGGUCCUCUCAGUAGUAUCAGUCAGUUGCAAUAGAUUGUUACGCUCUAGUGCUCUGUCAGAGUCGUAAAACCUGUUGUUUUUUCUAAAGCAAUUGUCCGCAUCAAUUCAAAAAUGACUGACAACUAUUCUGAAAACAUAAUCUUCUUUCAUCGACCUCAACGGAGAGUCGUACCCAACAUUUUAGGAUGAACGAUACUAUGCAAAUGAUAACAGAAAUGGUUUCCAUUAAAAACAUCUUUUGUUUACUAAUCUUAUUUCUUGGGGGCUCGAUAUUACCACAGCUCUGAUUACCCCUGGGUUAGUGUCAGCGUAUAUUUCAGCUUUCAAAAACUCAGUUGCCAGCUCCAAGGAGUAGUUUGGUCAUCAAUUCGGGGUGGGGGGUCUUGGGAGAGGGGGGCUGGUUUGCAAUCAAAAUACAAUUUGUGUGAGUAAAUCCACUCAAAUUCUUAUGUAAGUUAACACAAACAAAUACACAUAAUAUAGUCCUGCUAUUUUCUCUAAAUUGUGAGAAAAAGUCUUAGGCAAGCACACUGGGAGUUAAGUAUUAACAACGCAAUUCUCUAGAAAGAUAAUAUUCUGGUUGAUUUAUUGAGAUCGAGAUAGCAAAGGCCAAUCACACUUUUUCUUAAUGAUUUCUUACAGUGUUUACACACAAAAUGAGGUAACAUUUUUUACUGAAAACACCCAAAUUAUGUAAUUUAAAAAAAUUAAAACUAAAACAAAAAAAAAACAAAACACACGUAAUCUUCGUGGUGCCGUAGUCAUCGGCUUAAAAACUUAGUAACUACGACGAAAGCGUAGGGGUAAACAGGUCUGUUAACAGCUUAUUUCAUUUUUAUUUUCGAUAUUUUAAUAAAUGCAAAGCGCUUAGAGCUGUAAGGUAAGCGCUAUAUAAAAAUGCCUAAAUAAAUAAAUAAAUAUUUAUACGCUUUUUUUUUGUUUUUGCGAAGAUAAAUUCCUAAAGCAUCUGCAGCAAAAAUGUAACAUAAAUAAAUAAGUACUCGUAUGAAGAAUUUAUUUGUUAAUUUGUUUUUAGAUGCCUCCCGUCCCCACCCCACCCCACCUUUCCUAGUUAAGUUGUUUUACUUGCCGUAAAAACAUACCCCACCCCUGUGUGUUAUUUCCUCAAAAUUUCUGAUGACUGUUUAUAUAUUUUCCUUAAAAAAAAUGUAUGCCUCGGCAUUUUCUCCUACCGGUACAUAGUUAUAGACCAACCCCUAAUAACCUCAUCAAGCAUCAAAUCUUAGAAAAGCUGGCAGGUUUGACGAUAUACACAACCAGAAAAAGAAACAAAAAAAAUAUGUGUGAAAUGCAUCCACAUAGUUUUUAUUUGAAGUGUGAAGCAAUAUGGGAAAAAUUAAAGUAUAAUAACAUACGCCUUUGUCUGUGUUUGCGACACUAAAAAAAAACUUUUAUUAUAAAAUUAAAUUAUUCAUUGUCAGUCAAGGUUCAUACGUUUUUAAAAUAUUUGUUUCUCCAACGUCAUUUUAAAUACAUAAUCUCAAAAGCGUUGGAUUCUAUUUCAAAGCAAGUCAAUUACAAAAAUCGAUUGAAUCUCAAAGCGUUGCUCUAGCAUUCCUAAAGUUAAUCGUGAAAGAUAUUGUCCAAUUCGUUCAUGAUCUAAGAAUGGCUCUCACAUUAAACGGCUUGGGGGUCCUGGAAAAUCCAAAGCUUCCUUCUAAUGGCGGAAUGUUGAUGGGGUCUUCAGGCAGAAACUGGAACCGCUGGAUAAACGCCGUCAUGAAAAGGUACAGCUGCAUCACGGCCAAGGGCUCCCCCAAGCAAUUCCUCCUCCCGACUGAGAACGGCAGAAACUCCUUCUUGAUGGUGAUCACACCGUUCUCCAGAAAUCUUUCGGGACGGAAGUUCAUCGGGUCACCCCAGACCUUUUCAUCCCACAUCAAGGAGUCCAGCACCGGGAUGACGGUGGUGUUCUUGGGUAUGAAGAGGCUGUUGAGGGUCGUGUCCCUGCCCGUAUCACGAUCGAUGCUGAGCGGGAUCAGGCUGCUGAACCUCUGCGUCUCCAUGAUGAAUGCGCUGACGUACUUCAGACUGGGUUUAUGCGCCAGCGUCGGGAGCUUGUCAGUGCCCACCACUUCUUUGAUCUCCUGGUACAGUUUCUCCUGGAUGUCCGGGAAGUUUAUCAUGUACAGGACUCCGAACAACAGCGUCGUGCUGGAUGUUCCAGUCCCGGCGUUAAACAGAUCCCAUGCUGAGUACAACAUGUUCUGUUCGUUUAUGGAUGUUCCAAUAUCACCGGAUGACUUUUUCUUCCGCAUCUCCGCCAGGUAAGCCCCGAUCACCGUCCCGGCCGUUUCGUCGUGCCCCAAGUCCUGCGUCUCACAUUCGUGUAUGAACUUGACGAAAUAGGCUUUCAUCGCCGAGAUGUAGUCCUGGAGCUCCCAGUAAUGAAACACGUCCCCGGGGACGUACCUGAUCAGCCUGUAGAAGAAAUGGAUGGGCGAGGAAGGGGAGGCUAGCUCGAAUGCCCUUGCCGUGUGGGCCUGCAUCGAAACGAAAUGGGGAUCAUGGUAGUCGAACCUUCUUCCGAACGUGACGCAAGAAAUUAUGUUACUAAGGCUGGCUGACAAAAGGUAACGCAAACUAAUGGGCUGCCCCUUGGCGCCUGCCAUCUCUUCCAACAGGAACCCCAUUUCCGUGUUGAUUCCUUCGGCCAUGACAUUUCUCCCCAUGCCCAGCGAUCGUAGAGUAGACUGGAGGAAGCUCCUCUGCUCUUUCCACUCUUCACCCGCCGUGGAGAUGACGCCAGCGUUGUUGAACAGCACGCAGUGGAGGAAGCUGUCUGAUCGGUUCAUGAAGACCGUGUGCUGUUUCACCAGGGCUUCGUAGAUAGUGUCGUAGCCGUUUAUGAACACAACUUUUCUUGUGCCAUAUAAAACACUGAAAACGUCUCCGAACCUACAGACGGAAAUAAAGGACGGUCAGGAUUUAGUUAUUUUAUGUGCCAUGAAGAACUCUGACUUAAUUUAAAUUCUGUUGUGUUAUUUUCUCAAAAGGCUUCAAAUUUUCAAACUGUUUAGAUAAUUAUAUUUUUAUAUACUUAAACUAAACGGCUCCAAGCUCUGAUAACUUGGAGGUUUUCGAAAUUAAAUACCAGAGAACUAACUAUAAUUUUUGUGUUUGUGAUGCUAGUAAUGUAUUUAUUUUAAUUUUAAAAAAAAUUAUACUACUCCUUACAAUAAGUAAGUUGAAAUAGAAUAAAAAAUGUGUGAUCUGCUGUGCCAUCUAAAUGACAAGUAGUAUUCAAUUCUAAAAAUAAAAUGCACCUUCACACACUCCAGCUCUAAGGCUCAGUUUACAUGAUUAAAUUUGCGUCCAACUUUCGUCACACUUAUUUUGGAACGCACUAUUUUAUUUUUACUAAAGAGUGUGUUCAAAAUGAAAUUUGCGUAAUACUGGACGCACGUGUGACAACAAAUUGAGUUACUGAGAAUUACGGUGCAAAAAAAUAAAUCUUUAUAAAAAUAAAAUGCUUCUAAAGCUAGUAUAUGUUAUAUAGAUUGAUUCAAUACAAGAGAUUUAGACAUACACUUUGAAGCAAAUGAAAUAUUCCAUGCCAUGCUAUCACACAUGUCUACCUCGUUGUUUCGAUUGAUAUGAACAAAUUGAAUCAACUAUGAUGACCAAUCAGAGGUAAGGCGAGUCCUACCCCGGGCGGCUGUCCCUUCUGACGCUGUUCGGACAUCCACCACCAGGCCAACAACAGGAACGUCACAAAUAUCAAGGCCACGUCCAGCAUUUUCUUUGGACAGAUGAAAGGACAUAAAGUUAAAAUAGUCUUUCUUUUCAAAUUAUCAGAUCCCGACUUGUUAGGCCUUACAAAAGAUAGCCUGUGAUUCGUUUUAAAAUGUUCUUUGUCUAGUGUUAAAUGUGCACAUGUGUAUGUAUCAGAUGCUAUUUUGGGACACCGACUCUUGGGACACGCAUCAUGGGAACCACUGUCUCACAAAAGUUCCUUAGAACAACCUACACUGAUCGUUGUAUUUACCUUUUUUUAAAAAUUGUAUAUUAAUGUAUAGCAGUGUCAUGCACCGUUUAUUUAAAACUUCACAAUAAUAUUAGCCACUUGUAGCCACCCCCCUCCCCACAAAAAAAAAAAAAAAAAAAAAAAAACAACAACAAACUAAAUAAAAGUAAAUUAAUUUAAGUUUAGGAAAUCGUUUCAGCAAAACUGUUAAUAAAUUAUUAGUUUGUGGAGUAAUACCCCCCCCCCACCCAAAAAAAAAACAAAGAACAAAAAACAACACCAUUUUUGUGUUGUUGGUUUAACAGGAUUCCAAAUUACUUCUUAUUGAUUCCUGAUUUUUGAACAAACUUUAUUGAUCCAUUCUCUAGACCACAGCAAACUAGAGAAACUUAAGUUGUUUUAGGCAUUUCCUCUUGUGUUUUGUCUUCAGAAGAAGGCUUUCAGUUUCAGGCCAAUUGUUCUAUUUUUUAUUGUCAUGUUCAUUCACUUCAAGCUCAAUUAAAAAAACAAAAACUUGUAAACGAUUUCUUUUAUUUUUCAAAAGUUAUUGAUCUGCAGCUAUUUAUGCUCAACAUACUGAAAUGGCAAUCUCGGCUGAAUUUCUUGCAGGAGAACCUUGACUUCUGGUUAAAUUGGGCAUAUUGUAACGUCUUUUUUUUUUACAAUGGCUUCGUUUCGCGUAUCCUCUUUCUGUUUGACUUCUUCAUGCUCUGCUGUUCGCCAGCUGGAAAGGUGCUCAGCGAUGAUCUCCCAUUCACUUAUUUAUAUGUUGGCUUCAUGGGCGCCCCCAGAAAACUUUCUAGGGGAGGGGGUGCAAAAAAAUCGAUUAACUUUCCAGGAGGGGGGGGGCAAACAUUUUUAGUAAUGUUUUAAUGUAGUUUUAAUUUAGUUUAAAUCAAUAUAGGGGGGGGGGCGCUUGCCCCCCCUUGCCCCCCCCCCGGCCGGGGCCCCAUGGUUGGCUUCCCUCAUACUCCUUUUCGACCUUCCUCCAUUCUCCUUACACGACCUAACCAGCGAAUGCUAAGCUUGCUAGGAGCGGAGAAUAUGCUAAACAUUUUUGAACGUUCCAAGACCUCUGUGUUAGGCACCUUGUCCUUCCAUCGAAUACUCAAAAAUGCGACACAGAACACAUCUUUGAAUGAAGCUGUUGAGUUUCCGCUCAUGAGUGGCAUUUUUUGGUCCACACUUUACUGCCAUAUAGGAGGGUACUAAGCACAAAUUCCGGACAGUCAAUUAAUUUUGUACUAUUACUUAAAUUAAGAUUAUUCCACGCCGGCUUAUUCAAUUUAGCUUUGCUGGCUGCAUAUGCAUAUUGAUUUUACAUAUAUAUAGUUGCUGACUUUAUUUGCUAAAUAUUCACACUCUUUCAUUACUCAUGCUAAUCCUUUCUGUAAUGCUAAUUAUGCUUUUGAAAUGUCUUUGAUUUUAAACAAUUUAUGUUACAACGUAUAGUGAGCUAGUUGUAUCGAGCCAUGUCACGAGUAGGCCUUGAGCCAUGGUGGACAAAUUGAAAAUUUAGUCACUAUACAAUCUUAUAUCACUAACAAUUAGAAACUUUUCCGAAAUGAGCCGAGUCUGCAAAGCUUUCUGCCUCGCACAAACACAAAUUUGUCUUCUAUUAUUCCAUUUUAGAGAGAACGAUAUCAGCCAUUCUAAAUUAAAUUGUGUAAAAUUUCAUGGAUAAACAACCCCAACCAAAAGACAAUAAAAUAUAUGCUGUUAAGUUCAAAGUGCAAUCAAAACUUACUGACUUCUUGUAGAGUAAAGUUAUAAAAAAAAAAAAAAAUCCCUUCACGUUUGAAAGAUUUUGGCCGCAACUGAGCUGUGCAGAGAGCUGCACAAUCAUGCAGUGAAUGCCGUCUGAAUGUUUCACAUGCGUUACAUUUAGACGAACGAAAAUUUUGUCAAGCGAAGCCGAGUCCAUGAACCCUGCUUUACAUUCCAUGCAGCGGUACCACAAUUGUUGGGCUACUAUGGGCCUGACUUGUUCUACAACGUCGAUAGCAGGUUUAAGGGGUUUUGCAACUAAUGUACUCUAAGAAGUCGAGGUCAGUGUCCAGCCUCGCGUCUCACCAUUGUUGAUUUAUCAAAAUAUUUAUGUCGUUUAAACUUUUAAGUUAUAUUUUUCCACAUUGACCAGAUUUACCACAUUGACCACAUUGACCAUUUGACGACAUUGACCACAUCAGCCACAUUGGCCAAAUUGGCCACAUUGACCACAUUGACCACGUUGGUCACAUUGACCACAUUGGCCACAUUGACCACAUUGACCACAUUGACCACAUUGACCACAUUGACCACAUUGACCACAUUGACCACAUCGGCCACAUUGGCCACAUUGACCACAUUGACCACAAUGACCACAUUGACCACAUUAUGCACGUUUUAAACAACAUUGUGUAAAUGAGUUUAUUUAAAAGAAAAAAGUAUAAGUCACUUAUGAAGAGGAACAAAACACAAUAUCAGAUAAUUUAUUUUGUUGCUGUUAUUCUUAGAAUCAAAACCAUUACAUCGUCGGUAAUCAUUCCUUAAAACAGUCAUAAUAAUCCAAAUUGUCCACACUCAUCAUGUUGAUUUAAUGUCAUAAAAAUUCAUUGACAUAUUUAUGGAAAUUUGGUGAUUCAAAGCCAUGUUUACUUUUAAUUAAUGUUAAAAGUUUUUUUGUUUUUUUAAAGUUUUUUUUAAAAUAUCGACUUCAUUAAAAUGAAAUAAGAAAAAAUGUGAUCGCCCCUCUGUUGCUCUUAUUUCUUUAUGAACGAACGUUUCAAAUUUGAAAACAACUUCGUAUCUACGCCUCUGGUCAGAAUACACAUAUUUUAUUUUUAGGGUUCGCAGUGACGGACGCAUUCAAGCGUAAACGGUACGCAGGGCGGUCAGGCCGGUCCUGGAUUUGUAUUAAAAGUGCAGCGAGUCAUAAUGCACUGAUGUCCCGCACGGCGUGGGCUCCCCGUUGAUUUCGUGGCGGUGCUUCUUUGAGGGUCCGCCUAGUUAUGUCCGUUAGGAGUGCAUUGAGUUUACAGACUCCGGUUGGGUUUAUUUCUUUUAAAAAAUAGUCUGUAGUACACGCCACAGUAGAGCCUAUUUGUGUUCCUUCUAGUGACGUCAUGCUGACGGCACGACGCCACGUAGAAAAUACGUGUACUUGUAGGUCUCACUAUCACCAACUGCUGUGCCUACUCGUAAUAACAAACGUGUGUUGUCUCAAGGAAGCAGGCUCAGACGACUGAUUGCGAUGCACAACUUGCGAACUUUAUAUAGAGCCGUGCCUUAAAACUGUCACCUUUUAAACUUGCCCUACUUUUAAAAAAUGUGUUUUAAAAAAAAUAAAUAAAAAUAAUAGAAGAAAUUAUUGGUAGUUAUAAAGUGUUUGUUCUUGUGAUUUAUCAAAAACUUAAAAAAAAUAUAAACGUCUGUAUUACUUACUAUUAAAAAAUAGAGAAAAAUUAAAGCUGCUUAAAAAGCAGUGUUAGCCCAUACGCCAGCUCGAUGAGAAAAACAAAGUGGGAGGGGGGGGGGAGUAGACUGUCAUUAAUUGACUUGAAAAUAAUAAAUUAAAGUACACACCCCGUAUACAAAAAUCAAGACAUGUACACAACCACGAGCAAAGAUAAAUGUACGCUUAUUGAGAACCAAGUACACAUGGAAUAAUAUGUGCGUCUUUAGAAGGAGUGUUUCUUGCAGGCAUAUCUCCGGCACCAUCAUGCCUAAUUUUGUAGCUUUGUGUGCAUUUAAUACUAUUAUUAAUAAUAUUAUCAUUUUUGUUUUUAAACAACUUCACACUUUCGACAGCUCCGUUGCUCGGCAGAAACACGUAUUCCGUCCAUUCCAAAGACACACACUAAAACAUACGGUGAACGAUCUUGCUCUUUCUGCGCCCCAAAACAAUGUAAUUCUCUCCCACUAUGCAUCAGGACUAUACCGACCUGUACAUUUCAAAACUGCACUCAAAACAAAUCUCUUUAAACGCUACAAUCCUGACUGAUUCUCCCCCCCCCCACCCAAAAAAAAUAAAUAUUGUCGAUAAAUGAUGCUUGAUGGGUGCCGUCCUUGGCUUUACAUGUAAAUAUUUCUGGGGUGGACACAAAAACCUACGGUGAAAGACCUUGCUCUUUCUGCGCCCCAAAACAAUGUAAUUCUCUCCCACAAUGCAACAGGACUAUACCGACCUGUACAUUUCAAAACUGCACUCAAAACAAAUCUCUUUAAACGCUACAAUCCUGACUGAUUCUCCCCCCCCCCCACCCAAAAAAAAUAAAUAUUGUCGAUAAAUGAUGCUUGAUGGGUGCCGUCCUUGGCUUUACAUGUAAAUAUUUCUGGGGUGGGUGGUGUGAACAUACAUUGCUUUUGCAUUUUUUUUAUACAGCUGUUUUUUAAUUAAAUUAAUCUAAUUUUUUUAAUGUCAUGGUUAUGGUUGCUAAUUUUUGUAUGUGCAGCGUGGUGAGCCUAGCCCUAGGCUGGGGUUACCCGCUAUAUAACCACUAAUAAUAAGAGUAAAGAUGUGCAUAAUAAACUGUCGUUCUAAAGUGACCGUUAGUUACGUGUGUCUGUGUGAGAGACAUAGAGAUAGAUAGAAAGAUAGAUAGAUAUAUAGAGAGAGAGAUAGAGAGAGAGAUAGAGAGAUAGACAGACAGAGACAGAGAGAAAGAGAGAGAGAGAUAGAUAGAUAGAUAGAUAGAUGAUAGAUAGAUAGAUAGAUAGAUAUAUAGAUAGAUAGAUAGAUAGAUAGAUAGAUAUAUAUAUAUAGAUAGAUAGAUAGAUAGAUAGAUAGAUAGAUAGAUAGAUAGAUAGAUAGAUAGAUAGAUAGAUAGAUAGAUAGAUAGAUAGAUAGAUAGAUAGAUAGAUAGAUAGAUAGAUAGAUAGAUAGAUAGAUAGAUAGAUAGAUAGAUAGAUAGAUAGAUAGAUAGAUAGAUAGAUAAUAGAAAAAGGGUGAGAUAGAGAGAGAGAGAGAGAGAGGAGAGAGAGAGAUGAAGGAUCAUGAAUUCCAAGAAAUACUAUAAAAUUUAAAAACACAUAUUUUAAACCUCCACAAUUUUUAAGGACACACAAUUGGGACGAACACAAUUUAAAUAUAAUAUUUUGUUGACAAUAGGUUUUUAAACAUAUUCCAAUUCCGUUAUAAGACUAUGUUGUGUCUUAAUGAGUCUAUGACCCUUGACCGGGAGCAAUGGCUUGGGUUUUGGUGUUCGUUUCUUAUAGGGUGGUGUCAUUAGUGUUAAAUGUCUUUAGUUUAUCAUCUUUACGAGUGUAAAGCAAACCAAAAACGAAAUCAUAAGAGCUAAGAUUUCCCGUAAAAGUAAAUACGUGAAAAAAAUAUACUUCCCUGAGGCGUUACAUUAUCGUCUCUAUUUCGUGUAACUUCUGGAGGGUUCAUCUGGAUUUUAAUAUAAUUUCAUUUUUUUUUAAAUUUCAGAAUGUUACCGUAACAUGUGCAACGGGGAAGUAUCCACCAGAUCCAAAGUAAGAGAUCUAGAUAUGCUUGAAGAGUUUCAAAUGUAAAUGUUUUCUUAGAUACUUUACUUACAAUAGUCUAUUGUGUUGAAAUACAAGUGGGGAGGUGGAGAACCAAAAAUAAGAGGAAGAGAGAAACAAGAGAGAAACAAGAGAGAAACAAGAGAGAAACAAGAGAGAAACAAGAGAGAAACAAGAGAGAAACAAGAGAGAAACAAGGGAGAAACAAGGGAGAAACAAGAGAGAAACAAGAGAGAAACAAGAGAGAAACAAGAGAGAAAAAGAGAGAAACAAGGAGAAACAUGAGGGAAACAAGAGAGAAACAAGAGAGAAACAAGAGAGAAACAAGAGAGAAACAAGAGAGAAACAAGAGAGAAACAAGACAGAAACAAGAGAGAAACAAGAGAGAAACAAGAGAGAAACAAGAGAGAAACAAGACAGAAACAAGAGAGAAACAAGAGAGAAACAAGAGAGAAACAAGAGAGAAACAAGAGAGAAACAAGAGAGAGAAUGGUUGUGAAAAAAAAAAGUGUCAGAUUUCCCCAGGGAUUGGUGAAAGUGACUGGGGAAAAUAGUCUGAGAUAGAGAAAUGAGUCAGAGGCGGCUGAGACUGACAGAGAUAGAUGGAAUUAUAUAUAGUUAUAUAAUAAAUAUGGCAUUCUUCGGUAUACGCGAGACAAUGGGGUGGCAAUGGACACCUCAUCAAAUGGCUCAUGAGGCGGAUCCUGAAAGGAUAGGCUCGACUGCACUUCUCGCAGGAGCAGCUUGACUCCUGGUUAAAUUUCGCCUUCCGCAGUUCUCUUUGUGUUGCAAAGGCUUCGUGUCGCGCAUGCGUUCCUUGCGUUAUAAAUGAACUCUGCUCCUCAUGAAGUGUCGUGCCCAGUGCAGCUGCAUAGCCUGGGCGCUGUUUCAUGGAGACAAGCUGUUGCCCGAUGCAGCAGAUCCCCACUCUCCACGCAGCCAGUGGAUCCAAGAGAAUGUCAAAUUGUCAAUACAGUUUGCCACUGAAUGCAUUGCAGGAGUUGCGGAGAUGACAUUGGUACCAUCGUCAGAUCGCUUUCGGGACUCCAUAUCCGUAUUUGACGUUUGGGUUUCCAUCCAGAAUUCUUACCCUAGCUUCCAGCAUUGAUUUUACAUAUUUAUACUGCUACUGAUUCAACACUUCCCAUUUUUCAUCAAUAUAUUUUUGAUUGGGAUUACUUAUCUCUUAAAUGCUUGAUUGGUUUUAGAUAAUGAUAUUUCUUUCCCCGGUUUUUUGCAUUUUGCAUUAUAUGUGUUUUCUAGUUUCCCAAAAAACCAAAACUCUCCAUCUUAGUUUAUAAUAAUAAUUAUCAGGUUUAUCGUUAUGAUGUCAUUUUGACAACGAUAUUCAGAUAACAAGAUAAACAGAGGUGUUGCGCCAGAUGUUGAUACCUCUGACCUUAUCUUAAUUUUCGAUAACCUGUAUUGAAUGUUUGAAUGUAUUUAUGGUUAAGUGACCAGUGCACUGGCUUCAAAACACAACGACAACAGGUUUUGUACAUUCUGCCACAUUUCGAAUUGUUCGACUUCGCCUUGAGCUCUUUUUAAGAGUGAAAAUGCAAUGUAAAAUUAAGAGCUUCAGAAUUUUAUUAACGUGUGACUUACAACAUAAAUUAAAAUCUAAAUACAUAAUUAGUAUUAAAAUGUGAAAAUUUAUAUCAUACAUUUAAAAGGAAAUGGCUCUUCUGUUCUUACCAUCAAUUCCUUGACGUAUUCUCCAAAAUUCCACCUGGCAUCCCCAGCGGUGCGAGCACCCCAGGCAGGGCAAAAGCAGACGAAAACGAAAAAACUAGCCUCAAAACAUGUCGCUCACGUCUAAACUCAUUCUUCUAAAAUCCUAAGAUAGGUUUGUACAAAAUAAAAUUAUGAUUUUAUACUGGAAAGACAUAAUCAGUGCUAGCACUGCACCCCACCAGAAGCAUACUACACCUCCCCAAGGCAUAACACACCUCGAGCAAACCCCACACUCAGGCACACACUGUACCCAAAGCGCACCUCCUCAGCCUCGGGCACACUACUCCCCGAGCACACUACUCCCCGGGCACACUCCCCCACGCCUCAGACAUACCACCCUGCCUCCAGUUAUACUCACUUCCAUAAAAGUAUUCACAACUACAUCACGUGAUGUGUAUAUUGAUAGCUGAACGAAAAGGUCCUGAACUACUUCUACUCACGUGACGAAAAUCUGCACACUUAGGCAGAAAGCAGAAAGCACACGUUGACACGACACACGCGGUAACAUAAUAUCUUGUUCUCUGGUAACAUGUAAAUUACUCAUUCACACACUGUGCAUGGACGUUUUUUAUUCGAAUUGGGGUUUAAACAGUGUAAACAGGAUGUAAGACCGCGCAAGGCUGUGGCUGUUGCAUGUUUAUAAAUAGAACAAGUGAAGCAAUUAAGAAAAAGAAACAGGAACAAAAACCAGUUUGAAAUAGUUGUGAAUAUAAACAAACGUAUACAUCUGCUGUACACAGUCGUGAAAAUAGAAUAUUCUUGUGAGUUAGAUAUGCGCGAGGACGUUGGGGUUUUGUAGUAACUAAAAUGAAAGUUUAGACAGCAUAAAUUUCAGAAGAUACACGGUCAAGUGUAGUAAAAUCACUAAAAUGAACACAUGGAGACUAGUUGAAUAUAGAUAAACAUACAGUGAUUUUGUUUCAUGUUUCGGAUAACUAGUUUGCUGAUACGAAAAAAAAAAGGAAAUUAAAGGAAAUAAAAUUACAUUUAUUUAUUUAUUUAUUUAGGCAUUUUUAUAUAGCGCUUAUCAUAAAGCUCUAAGCGCUUUACAAUUAUUAAAACAUGUAAACUAAGUAAAUACAAAUGAGACACUAGGAUAGUAACUACUAUUCUAUAGAAACAAUGAAAAUGGCUAUAAAAAGAGGACACUUUGACACUUCAGGAUUAAACCGAAACAGAAAAUUAGGUAGGGCAAGGAGGGUGCAUCACAGGUCAUAGGCGGACCUAAACAGAUGAGUUUUAAGGGACUUUUUGAAAAUGGACGAGGUUUCACUAUGACGUAUAUGGAAGGGGAGCUGGUUCCAGAACGUGGGCCCAUGGAAGCAGAAGGAGCGUUCACCGAUGGUCUUAGUUUUAGUUCUUGGGAUUGAGAGGGUUCUACUGUCAAUGGAAGAACGUAGAACAUUUAGGCUUGAAAUAUUUUUUCUUAGCAAUACAUUUUCUUCGGUCACAUUUUGUAUGUAUGCAAUUCAAUGUUUUUAUUUUUUUUUAAUAGAACAAAGGUGGACACAUAUGUGGUCAAUCUUGACCUUUUGCCUAGUCAAAGAUGGGCGGAGCUAGCGAAGGCCAAAGGACCCCAGGUUAAUUCUUUUUUUUCGAAACCAUUCCUGAACGUUUUCUUGAGCCAUAUUCUCACCCAUCUCCCCAAGGGGAAACAAAAACAUAUGACAUUUAUUUUGUUUUUUAUUCUGAAUUGUUAUUUCUAAGUUGUAAUCUCGGCAAAAAAUAUUCUAACUUAACAACUUAAAAAAAGAUUUGGUCAUGCUUCUAUGCUAUACCAGCAGUACAUUUGAGAAAUUCCUGGUCACCGAAUUGUGUCAAACUUGUUAUCUCAGAUCAAAUAUCUUGUGGACGGCUUCAAAGAAUUUUUGGAAGACUUCGGACAAGCGGGAAAGGACAUCGUUGAAUUUCUGGACAAUAGGGGCGUAAGUUUAGAAGAGUUUUAUUGUGCUGACCUGUAGCGUACUAUAUGGAGCCAGUAUGUAUGUCGAUGUAUUAUACUAAUGGGUGAUUCCCAGGCAAAUGUUGACCAUCGACCAUUGAUUAGUAGAAAUGAGUGAUAUUUAACUACCAAAGUUUUGAAACCACGAAUUGGGGAAAAAUAAUAAAGAUAUUCCACAGGAGCUCAGAGAUGACACGUGAGAGGGGAAGGGCGCCAGGGAGAUGACGUGUUAGAGAGUGGUUGAGUAUCAUAGAUUGAGUUAGUAGGCGUGUCAUAGAAAUGGAGCCUCAUAGAAAUGGUGUGUCUUAGUUAGUGCGUCCGAAUGUGAGCGUGUCAGGGAGUAAGCGUGUCGGAGCCACGUUGGGGUGUUGCUAUACUGCAUGCCAGAGAGUUGGCGAAUCAGAGAACAUUGCGUAUGAAAGAGUAGGCGGACCGGAGAGACAGCGAGUCCAAGACGAAGUAAGUUGGCGUGUCAGAGAAGGGGCGUGUCAGAGUGAGGCGUGUCAGUGAGUAGGCGUGAUAGAAUAUGGGCGUGUCAGGUAUUUGACGUGUCAGAGAGAUAGUGUUUCAUAGACGGAGUUAGUUGGUGUGUCACAGAAAGAGCGUUUCUGCGAGACAGCGUGUCAGAACAGGGGUUUGCCAGAGCAGGGGCGUUUCAGAGAAAGGGCGUGUCAGAGAGAUGGCGCGUCAGAGAAUGGGAGUAUCAGAGAUGGCGUGUAGAAUGUAUGCAUUAACAUUUAUUGACAGUACUUUGAUAUCUUUUUUUUUCCACUGGCAAUUACUCUACUGCAUUUUAUGCAUGGAACAUUCUUUUUUUACUAGGGAGACUUGGUUGUUACGCUGCCACCACCAUUUGAUCAAGAAAUUAGAGGCAUCGCACUGGCGGCUAAUAUGAAUUUAGGUGUGCCUAAAAUACACAUGAAUUAUAAAUGUAUUGGCGCUGAAGUACGACAUGAUUAUCACACGUUUAUUAUUUAAGAAUUAAUUCGUUAAUUGUUUUAAAUAUUAAAGCUAAUUCCAUAUUGUUUUAUCCACAAAAAAAAAAUUUUUUGGUUUUAUUUAUUAGGAGAAGUAAUUCUGUACAACCUUUUCUACGAGUUCUCUACCUUGUGCACAUCGAUAGUGACGGAAGAUGCUGAUGGUAAGGCCCCUACCAAAUACAUAGUUUGAGUUUAAACACGUAUCUUGAAUAGAAAACUUAGCCCGGUUAUGUGGUCCACAAUAACUCAGCUUUGUUUACUCUUAAGGAAAUUUGUUUCAUGCAAGAAAUUUGGACUUUGGACUUUUGUUCGGGUAUGUAUACAUCAUUAUGCAAGUCAACAUAUUAAAAAUGUAAUUACAAUUAUAAAAAAAAACCCACCAAAAAAACCCACUUUAUGCUCUGAAGAAAGGUGUUUGUAUUUAUUGAUAUAACACCAAUGGUAAGCUGUUACCAGAAUAUGACAUUAUCUAACUACCGUAUAAUUCAUGACAAGCGUACUCAGGCUUGUGCUGUCGUGGCCUCCUCAGCUGGGACGUUAGCAACAAGACCUGGACAGUCACGGAGAGACUGAGACCUCUGAUUGUCAACCUGGACUGGCAGAGAGGAGGCGAGACCGUGUUUAAGUCAGUCAACUAUGCCGGCUACACGGGGAUCCUAACGGGGGUCAAACCUGUGAGUACGAGGGCGUGCAGCCGUGCGUGGUGAUGCGGGGAGGAGGAGGGGAGGAAGAUCAAUGGGAGCAAAGUUAUUCGUACCUCAAACACUGUGAUUCCGAAUCCUGUCACAUUUAAGCCCCUAUUUGGCAACCAACGGAUUAAUUCCGCACUUUUCAACGUGUGCGAUCUGACAUUGAUAUUUACGCACACAUAUGCAUUCUCCUGAUGAUCCAAUGAGCGUUGGGUAGAAGGCAGACAAAUAUUCAAUUUACACAUAAAAAUAAUGGCUAAUAAAUUCAAAGUGAUAAAAAAUUUUUUUUUUUAAAUUCAAAGGCUUUGUGAUAUAGUUUAUUACCAACGCAAGUAACGCUAUAAGAGUUGUGAAAUGUACUGAAAGAAGAAUUAUGAUUUUUCCAAUACACAAUAAAACAUAGAAGAGAAACAUAAGGUUUCCCAUCAGUGGCGCAGCUAGGGGCACUACAGCCAGUAGGGGAGCAGAUAUGUUUGUCAUCACCUGAAAAAAAAAAAAGCAACUCUUCAUAAUUUUUACUCCUCUAUUAAUAAUUGAUAUAAAGCAAAAAAAGUGCCCCCCCCCUCCCCCCAGGACGGACCGCCCCCCCCCCCACAUCCAAGUCCGACGCCACUGGUUUCCAUAGACAUAAAGUAAAAUAAUUUGAUUCUUGCCCUCCUAAAAAAAACAACAAAAAACUAUAUCAAUAAAAUAUUAAUAACAAAACGAACUAAAACAGAAAACAAUAACAACAACAAAACAAACAAACAAACAAACAAACACACAAAAAGCAAAACAAAGGGUAAAGUUAUGGGGAGAAAAACGAAAGAAUUUAUAAGUCUAUGUUAUUCUGAAAAUCGCCAAGCCUUAUAUACCAAUACUGCAUUUAAUAAGGAUUGCUAUUUUAAACGAACUUACAUUUUGAACAUGCCAAGAUUGCAGACAUAACUCGAAAGUCGUCUAACCAAAGAAAGUGCGUGCAUGACCUAAGGGAGUAUAUUUAUUCAAGUGCUGAGGUAAGAGUGCACAUUUCAACGGAGAUGAUCUCAACCCCUUAAUCAUUGGGCUCCGGCCAUGACAUUUUUUUGUUUUACAUAGUUUCAAAGGGAUCAAAUGUUCUGUAAACCCCAAACUUCAGAACCCGAUUAAAGCGUUUGAGUCGUCAGUCUCGUCUACAUAAUUUGCUUCUGGUUCGUCAUGCUUCCUUGCACCGGAACCCCACUUCACAUGUUUUAUAUUAAUUGUACUGAGCGAAAAGAAAAGCUGUCACGCAGCAAGCUUUCAUGCGUGACCUCUGAAAUACUAGAAUUGUAUUAGUCCACAAAGAGCUGCGGGUAUGGUUCAGGGCUCCCUGUAGGACUGUUUGUAGACUUUCUGGAGAACAUUCCGUAGGCCUAUUUCAUAAAGGCCCACACGUGGAGUGAGGACUGCCUGUAGGCCUAUGUGUCUAUAGCAGGCCUGCACAACUGCGAAAUGUAAGGCGGGCCGUAAUACAUUAUAAAGAAACUUGCGCAGGCCGACAGGAAAUAGAAGAAUGUGGUGGUGAUUGGGGGGGGGGGGGGGGGGUGGGGGCUAUUAAGAAAAUAAUAAUAAAAAAGAAUAGUUCGUUAGUUUGCGGGCCGCAAAUUGGUUGCUGGCGGGCUGUAUGCUGUGAAGGCCUGGUCUAAAGGUCAGCACAUAUCAUAGAAAAUGCGAUGUUAACUCUUUUGUUUUAACACUUGAAUCCAACAGAUAUUUUCUUAAUGUACCUGUACCCGAUGUUUUAACAAAAUGCACCCGGUUAAGCCCUAGUAUAAAAUAAAUUAACUGUUUCAUAUAUUGUGUCUCUUGGAGUUCCUCGAUGCAGGAUUUGGAUUCCACUUUAUAACAAAUACUAAUUGAAAAAUAAAUUCCGUUUAAUGAGCCGAUGAUGAAUUAUUUGACUAAGACCCCACGCCUUUAGCCAGCAACAGCCAGGGAAGCCUUACUAAUAAAGAUCAAUACUCGGAGGUCGAGAUUCUAUCUCUUAGGACCUCGGCCAUGAAACAUGGCCAAGUAGUCCCUGGGGACUCCGGCCAUGCAACACGGCCUUGAGUAACGGGGUUUUGGACAGGUUGCUUCCACUCAUUAGGGGACAGUUUUGCGUCACAGCCCCCCUUGCCCAUUGAGUCUUACGGUCGGGACGUUGGGUGGAACGGCUUUACUUCCUCUCCGGAGAUGACGUUACGUUGCCACCCCGAACCGCCCAGGGAGCCGUGCGUUCCUUGGUUCCUUGCGCACGGCUUUGCCUCCACUCCGGGAGUAGUCACAAGCUUGACUUUCUCCCAACGUUCCUGGGAGUUGUGUGGACAUGGGUCAAAACGGCUUUAAUUCCUCUCCGGGGGAGGCGUUUACCUCAACCCACCGUUCGGGGAGUGGUUCGGUCUGGACUGUGUCGGGACGAAACGGUCGCCUAGGAGCGGCUUUCUCAAGGCCGCAUGUUUGUAAUCCUCGGCAAGGGUUUUUAAAGAAAACCCAAGCCUCAUAACCAUUAUUUGCGACACGUAAUCAUGUUAGCGCGCAACUUCCGUUGCGUAGGAAGUCAUGCGUUUUGACUGGGUUUUUUUUAGCUUCAGAAGGAAAAUUCCCCCCCUACUAGUCUGUCACGCCACGAAGAGGCAAAUCCCUUGUAACACCACUCGAGCAAGUGGUGCUGAGCAGGAACCUCACAGAGCUCAGCCCCUGCCCGACCGGGAAGGCAUUACUAGAUAUACGAACCAACGGUACGCCAUAUAGAGAUGGGGGGCCAAGUUCCUACUUCAUAAAUUCAAGUUCUUAAUAUCCAAAAAAGGCUUAAUUACCAACGUUAUCUUACACUCAUUAUUUAAAUGCGGUAAGCUGAAGGGGCGUAAAUAAUUUUGAAUGCGCUUAAAUGACAAGGGAGGAGCAGGGACAAUAAAUGAGGGAAGAACAAGAGGAGUAAAUCACAGUGAAAGAGCAGGGGCUGUAAAAGAAGAGGGAAUAUCAGGUGUCAGUAAAUCACAAGGUAUGAAAAGGGGCAAUAAAUUAGAAGAAAUGAACAAGGAAGAGGUAACUUGCAAUGGCAGUAAGUCUCAAGUCAAAGAUAUGAGCAUUAAAUGAAGAGGGGAAAAAAGGGGCAUCAAUUUUAUUGAAAAAAGCUUGAAAAGGAGCAGUUAAUCAAAAGACACGAACAGGGGCAGUAAAUAACAAGGCAUGAACAGGGGUAGUAAAUGGAAGAACAGUUGAGAAUGAGUAACGAUGACAGGAUACAUUAAGCAUCAAGUGAACCUAGUAAAUUGCCACGCCAACAUCACGAAAGCCGGCUUCAUUCAAACCCAUGAUCUAUUUUCUCUCCCCGUAGAAGCUGUUCACCUUGUCAAUGAAUGCCAGAGACGACGCCUCCGGUGGUGGAAUAGUUGGUGAGCUACGCUAAUCAGGUUGAAAUAACAUUCUUUAAAACAUAAACGCAGUUAUAACGCAGCGUGAAGAGUUACAAUUAAACAUAGUUAAUUUCGAUGGUAAGUUUGAGUGGAGCGAAGUCAUGGCCUGUAGAGUUGGACAAGCCAGGUGAAAAUAUAAAGUUCUUUGUACGAUACCUUAGUCCAAAUUAUCAUUAAAUAAUAUCCUAUAUUACAUUAUUUGUAAUUUUGUAAUUAUUUUUCCUUGCAUUCUCCCCCCAGGCAUUCUAAAGUGGUUGCUAGGGAACCGGAACGAAUCCUGGAUAGGAUUCCUCACCAGAAAUGUUAUGGAGACGGCGACGAGUUUCAGCCAGGCCAGGGCCAUGUUGGAAAAUACGGUGGUCGUGGCACCGGCCUACUUUAUUGUGGGAGGGAAUAAGUCUGGUGAGGUAAGUGGGAAUACGUCAGACAACAGUUGUGUUGGGGGGGGGGAUGAUUUUUGACGGUUAAAGGGACGUAAGUCUUUCUCUCACUCACACACUACGAAGACAAUGAGUGACAUGGACAUCAGAUGUAAGGAACAUAAUUUAUGAACUCAGAUUUUGGGGAAUACAUAGGUGUAAACCAAGCUCCCCCCAACCCCCAACUUUAAAAAAAAAUUAGAAGGAAAUAAUUUGAGAGAUUUGCUAUUAUUUUUUUUUUGGGGGGUGGGGGGGGGGGGGGGGGGUUGGUGGUUGGGAUGUGCAAAGCCGGGUGUUAAUUUAUGCCUUAUAUUACUAUUACAUAACCCAAAAAUAUCGCCCAAAUUUAAUGUUAAGAUCGAAAAAAUGAUCUAACGGGUGUUAUUGGGCACGCAUUCGGAGAAAGUGAAGCUGGUAUAAUAAAAAAAAAAGCUUUAUCUGACUGCUUCAUCGGGUUUUCUUCUCCAUCGGCGCAAUCAUGGACUGAUAUAAAUGAUGUUUCUUUUCUAAAAUAAGAUUUUAUUGUUUGUAUAACGGAGUUGUUCAUUCCGUGAACGGAAUAAUGCAAUUUAUAAUAACUUCAUAAUCUCAAUUUCGUUUCAAGUUGUAUGUAAAUAUAAAUAGUUGAUAAGUUUUAAGUGAUUGCAUAACAGUUUCUCGACAGGCAUCUCAUCGAAAAAUACACUUCAACGACAGUACCAGUUGAUGAACUGUCUCUCGGUGAAGGGUUCAUAUCGGCGUUUCUUUUCAUAGAGGAAAUGCAAGUCGGAGACAUUUAUUUGCCGAUGAAGACCGUCGCUAAUUUGACUGCCAAAGAAAUGUCUGUCAAUGAAAUGGCUGUCAAUAAUAUGGCAGUCAAUGAAUUGGCUGUCAAUGAAACGGCCGUCGAUGUUAUGACUAUCAGAGAUAUAGCUGCCAAUGAAAGGGCUGUUAUUGAAAUGAUGUGCAGUAAAAUGGCCGACAAUAAAAUGGCUGUCAAUAAAUUACUGUGAAAUGGGGUGUCAAUGAGUUUACGUCAACGAAGUGACCUGCGACCCUUCAAUGCAUUUUAAAGAUGCUUUAUUUUUAAAUGGAAAUAUAUUGCUUGUUUAGUUUAAGGCUGUGCGAGAAGAGAGAGACUUUGUUGAAAGUUCCAGGGCAAUGGCUCUCAACAUUUUUGCAGUGCGCACCCGGCUUGAUUUCAAAACAUAUUUCCCGCAACCCCUAAAGGUCCCAUAAACUCAUGAUUAGUCCUUGAAACGAAGAAGGUCAUAGAAGCUAGAAACUCCCAAUAAACAUUUUAAGUUAAUGCACUGGUUUGGGAAAUCACACUGGCUCAUCCUCCUUCUGUCAAACCCUACAUAAAUAAAUAACCAAAGUUAAUCAGCCGGUUAAGUCCAGAAUGUUUAAAACGAAAUUAAGAAACGCCCCCCCCCCCCAACCCAACCCACCCAUACAAACCCGCACGCAAACCGUGGUAUUCUAGUGAACGUCCAUAAGAUACAGAAGCAUAUUGUGCCUUGUUGUUUGGUGCAUACAUGGCCGUCUCGUUAACGUGUGUACGUAGGCGUAGCCAGGGUUAGUAUAUUCAUGUGAGGGCAAAGCUUUUUGCUGGCCCCUUCCUCGACAAAAAAUACUCCGCAGGUCACCAAAAGUGCCCCACCCCCAUUCACCCCUGCGUGUCUUUAUUUUAAUGCGCUUUAUAUUAAUGUGUUUUAUGAAAUAAAUGAAAAUACAUUAUUUUCACGUUUGUAUUGAUCCCAAUUAACAAAUUGUAAUAUAGCCAGGGUUGUUAACAAUACUAAAAAAAAUUAUUGGCAAUACCAAUACCAAUACUGCCUGUAAAAUCUAUUGGCAAUACCAAUACCAAUACAAUUUUAAAACCAGUAUUGCAAUACCAAUACCAAUAUUUAUUUAUUAUUGCCUUACCAAUACCAAUAUUUGGGUCAUUCGACGAAUAAAACGCAAAUACGUAAUUCAUCGCUCUAUAUCACUUACAUCGAUAAACGAUAACAACAUUUUUGGCUAAUUUAGACAAUGUAUUUUUAACCAAAUUUUGUUCAAUAGUUAACACUUGCUUCAUCAGUUUUCCUCAAAGCAUUCAAAAGUCUUUGACAACAUAUUAAAUAAGUCGGCAUACCUUAACGUCCUUAAGCAACAAGAUUUUUAAUAUGCAUACUGUACACAUAUUGUGAAUGAAUGAAUGGAUGGAUGGAUGAAUGAAUGGAUGAAUGAAGCAAAUGACUGUCAUUUUUGUUUGUAGGCCCUAGGCACGGUGCCUAAAGUGCCUAAGCCUUAAUCGAGCCUUGGUAAGUCACUGGUCAAUGCUCAUUGCCAAAGAUAUCAUAUAUGAUUUGAUUUCUAUUAUCCUUUAUUUCAUUGAUCAGUCUCAUUCACAAAUUGUUUGGCAAUGUCACUCGCAAGAUGGCGACACCAAAGAAAAAUUUAUUAUAUUCAGCUUUAUUCACAACCAAUGUUGUAGAUAAUUUAUUGAAUAUUGCUUUUAGUAUUGGUUAAAAAUCAAUACCAAUAUCAAAAAUAAUUAUUGGCAAUACCAAUACCAAUAUCAAAUUUCAAGAAGUAUUGCAAUAUCGUCCCAAUACUUUAAAAAGUGUUGGCAAUACUACCAAUACCAAUACAAUAUUGCAAUAUUAACAACCCUGAAUAUAGCUUAUAUUAUAAGCUAAUCAGAUAAUCAACCUAUGUAUGUGAAAUAUCCUAACAAUCCUAAGAUAAGGAUGUUGAAAUGUCCUAACAGCCAUAAGAUAUGGAAAUGUCCUAAUGAUUUUUCCAGGGCGUUGUUAUAACAAGAGAGAGGAGCACCAACCUUGACACCUGGACGAUGAGGAACGCCUCUGGCUGGUACAUUCUGGAAACAAAUUAUGACCACUGGAAGUCGCCGCUGAUUAUCGAUGACCGACGGAGCGCCGCCCACAAGUGUAUGGACAAGAUGAGUCAGAAGGUGGGCAAACAGUGUUUCGUGUGAUACAUAUCCCCAUGGAAUAUUUUGGUUAAAAACUGACUCUUAAAGGGCAUGUCAAAAUACACGAUGAGAUAAUUAGGUACAGCGAAUGAAUAACUCUGAAAGGAAAUCGUUAAUCGUAUGACAAUAAAACGUAGUGACGUGUUGUGAGUGAAAUGUGAGUGUUUGAAUUGCCACUUCGAAAGUUGCGGUAUAAAGUAGACGUUGAGGUUACAGCUUUGAUGGCGUUGUCGGUUACAGUCAAAGUUAAACAACCCAAAUUACAAAGUUUUUUUUCCGUAUAUUUCCUUUUAAUGCAUUUUAGUUUCGACUUAGCGAUGGCUAUAGUUCCUAAGAAAUCAUUGCAUCAAAUUUUUUUUUUUUUUUCCCUGACAAUUCGAUGGUCUCAUAUUCCAAUAUUUCACUAUUCCAAAAUUCAUUUUUUUUUUUUUUUUUCUUGAAAUUUAGUUGUUUUAUAUUUCAAAAAUUUAAAUUUUAUAAAAUUCCCCCCCCCCCCCCAAAAAAAAAAUCCUGUUUAGCGUGAAGAAGAAGAUAAUUAUUUUUUUUUUUAAAAGGAUUAAUUUUUGACGUGUAUGCAAACGAGAAAUAAAUCUCUUUGUUAAUAAUUCGGAUUAGCCGUGUUAAGAUAUUGGUCGGAUAUCAGUUGGUCGAUGGAGAUACCCAAGAUAAGCGGUGUAAAUGUAACGGUCAGAUGUCUGUUGGUCAAUGGAAAUACUCAAGAAAAGAGCUGUAAAUAUAAUGGACAGACAUUUGUUGAGCAAUGUAGAUACUCCGGAUUAGCUGCGUUUAAUGUAAUGGAUAUCUCUUGGUCGAAACUAAACAAUGCUCUGGGUGUUUUGUUAUGGCAUCAAAUUUUGCUUUCUUGGUAUAUGACUUAUGAUUCUUGGCGGCACUUUAAAAAGGUCAAUUUCCUGUAAAAUGUAUUGCCCAUCAUAUCAUCUGCAACUGCAGUGUAUCCAAGCACUAAUGCAGACAUUCUGUUGAAUCCCAUAUCUUUUGAAGAAUUCAUUUAUCAUUCCAAAAACAAAUAUUAAAAAAAUGUCAAACUCAGUAUUCCGUUGUGGAAAUUAAUUGCAAAAUAAAGUCCUUUGAAGGAGUCCUCAUCAACUUCAUAUCCAUUACAUACUUCUGUAGUCACUUUAUGCCUCAUCCACAUAACAUUAUUACAUACUUCUGUAGAAACUUUAUGCUUCAUCCACAUAUUAUCCAUUACAUACUUCUGUAGUCACUUUAUGGCUCAUCCACAUAACAUCCAAAACAUAAUUCUGUAGUCACUUUAUGCCUCAUCCACAUAACAUCCAUUACAUAUUUCUGUAGUCACUUUAUGCCUCAUCCACAUAACAUCCAUUACAUACUUCUGUAGUCACUUUAUGCCUCAUCCACAUAAAAUACAUUACCUGUUUCUGUAUUCGCUUUAUGCCUCGUCCGCAUAAAUUACAUUACAUACUAAUGUAGUCACCUUAUGCCUCAUCCACAUAACAUCCAUUACCUGUUUCUGUAUUCACUUUAUGCCUCAUCCGCAUAACAUCCAUUACAUACUAAUGUAGUCACCUUAUGCCUCAUCCGCAUAAAAUACAUUACCUGUUUCUGUAGUCACUUUAUGCCUCAUCCACAUAACAUCCAUUACCUGUCUCUGUAGUCACUUUAUGCCCCAUCCACAUAACAUCCAUUAUCUGUUUCUGUAGUCACUUUAUGCCUCAUCCACAUUUUAUCCAUUAACUGUUUAUACAGUCAUUUAAUCCAUUUAUUUAUUUGAGGUGAAACGUAUCUACUUCAUUGACAUUAAAACCCCAAAAUUCAAUCGAAUAAUUGUACUCAACAUUGCGGUUGAAUAAAUGUAUCACCAUUAGUUUGUGCUAUAUUCUGUCGUUUAAUUUGCAGCCUCGCAUGCAGCUUUUGAGAAAGCGACAGCGAUCACAUACUCGCUGUAAUUUACACUCAUAAGAUUUAAAUUUACCAUCAAAUAUUUUUGGCAUUGUUAGCAUUGUCGCUUUGAUUUUAGAGGUUAACUUGGGACUAUACAAGUGACCUUAUCAGUUCACAUGGAACUGGACAAAUGACGAAAUCAGUUUCCCUUGAGACUAUAAUACUGGUCAUAAUCGUCCCCUAAGGACUAUACAAAUGGCUAAUAAGUUCACUAGGGACUAUACCACUUGCUACAUAAGUUCACAAAAGGACUAUACCACUGGCUAAUUUCACUAGAGACUAUACCACUGGCUACAUAAGUUCACAAAAGGACUAUACCACUCGCUAAUUUCACUAAGGACUAUACCACUGGCUACAUCUUUUCUUUUUGGGAUUUUAGAACUUACCUAACCAGCUCACUGUGGACAAUAUUUCUUAAGCUAAAUGAGUUCAAUUGUGACUAUACCACUUGCCUCAUACGUUUACUUGGGAUAUAUAUUAUGUAUACCACAAGGAAAAUGAAUUCUUAUAGGACUAUACCGCUGGCUAAAUUAUUUUAGUGUAAUAGGGACAGGGGACCCUUCCAAAUGGCCAAAACAGUUAACCAAAAUAAGGACGAUUGUUAGAAACUAUGGAGGAAAUUUCCGACGGCACAUCAGGAAACCGCGGCACAUCGACUGCGCAUCUCUGGUUUGAAUGAUUUGAUUAUAAUAUUAAAUUUAACAUCUGGACGAAUGAACACAAAAUAUAACUGGGGAAAACGACCCUAAAGGGAUUUCUUCGCCAUAUAUGAGCAUAUGAUAGGCAUAUGUGUGUACAAUUUACAAAAUAUCUAUUAUUAAUCAAAAAUUUCGUUUGUUCAAUAAUUUUAAAAAAAAAUUAUUCCCUGUAAAACAUGCACUGUUUAGAAAGCUACUAAUUUUUCGAUUUUUCUAAAUGUUUAUUUCCUAUCUUUUUUUUAAAAAGUGAAUCUAAACAGUGCAGGUUUAUACUAGUUUACAGCGUUGUAUAACAAUCUAUAUAACAAGUACAUCAAAUAAUAACAUUUGGUAUUCUUCAUUGUCUCUCACAGAAUGUUGGAUUCCCAGAAAUAUUCAACGUCUUGUCAUCACAGCCAGUUCUCAACAAGGUACAGGAAACAUACUGGCGUGUAAGCCACACCAGUGGAUAGAUCGCACUCAUAGGGUUGCGGGUUGUCACCGUGGGGAUUUGCGGUUGACCUGAAGAAGGUCUCUCUCCCUUAGUCUCGAAGUUACAAGAACCCAUUUAAACUUACAUAUUAAAACGAACAUUGUUUAAACAUGCAGCAGGAAAAUGUGGAUUUUAAAACAAAGGAUAGCCCCGUGCUCCAGUGUAGGCAAGAACAAAUGAUGAAACGAUUCCACGAAAUUUAAUAUACAUUAUAGUAAAUGACUACUCCCCAAUAAAUAGCAAUACGCAAUUAUAUUUAUCGAAACUUUUAGAAAAAAAAAAGUGUGAACUAUAAGAGCGAGUCCUUUUUGUUUAGUCAUAAUGUUGUUUUUUUUUUAAAGUUAACAAGGUCUUCCAUUUUGUAUUUUGAGUAUAUACAAAUAUAUAUAUAUAUUCAAUUUAUACUAAGGAAUUUUGAGCUAAUUAUUAUUUUUUUUAAAGGCUUAAUAUAACAACUUAAAUGUUAUAAUUUUAUAGAGAAAGAAUGAGUUUGUUCUCCGAUUCCAGCUUUUCUGGAGACACGCAUUUUUCUAUGAGAUUCUUGCUGCCUUGUCAGCUAUUAUAUCUUACUUUGUGCACACUUGUAAUUUAAGUUCUAAAGAUAUGUGUACAUGUUAAGAGCAGUGUUAUUCGGGGAAAAAAUAUUCACUAGCGAUGGUUAGAUCUGAACAACAUUUUUCUUGACCCCCCACCCCACCCUCCCCCCUUUUUUUUUCACAGGCCACCACUUACACCGCUCUGAUGCAAGUGGCCACGGGAAGUCUGGAGACGUACAUACAGAACUGCCCAGAUCCUUGCGCGCCUUGGUGACCAGGCAGGGGCGGCUAACCACAACUAGUUUUUAAAAGCUGUUUCCAUUUAGAGGUUUAAGCCUAACAAGAGAGACAGCCAAUCAAUAAGAAGCUAGACCUAUCAUAAAAUGAAUAUGAUUUCAAUAAUAUUCGAAGAUAAUUAUCAAAUAAUAAUAAUACAUAAUAAUCAAAGAAAAGAAUAAAAUAAUAAUUUUGAAAAGUUAUUUGAGAAAAACAGUAUUUAAUUUCAUCAGUAUUUAUACAGACAGGUUUAAGAAAUUUUGUAAGAAACUUUAUUAAAGUUUGUACAUAAUAACAAUUAAAGCAGGUCCUUUAGGGGUUGUUUAUGGGAAGCAAUCGUAAUAUUUCAUACAAUGAAAGUUUAACAUUGAUAGCCCCCCUUGUAUAGAAAAAAAAAUUGUUCCAUUAAAUAGGUAAGAUUGAAAACCUGGAAAAUGCACCAAUGUUUUCUAGUAAAAUUCUCCAUAAAUGAUAUUUUCUUGUUUGGUAUCUAUGAAAAAACAGGUUGGCAUUGGUCAUGGAGUUGAAAAGAAGAAAGCGAAGCUAAAAAUCUGACUAGCUUCAAUUAACAUAAGUUCGAAAUGACAUUUUCUAACCUCAUGGACCUAUGGAAACUUGUUUUUUUUGGGUAUUUUUUUUUUGUUCUCUCGCAAACCUAGCCAAAUAAAAUUCAAAAAGCCUGAUCCGGAGUAUCUCAUCAAACUAAGGAUGUCUGUAUCACAAUAACGAGUUUAUCUUCAUAUGAGUUUAACACAUUUCCUUUUUUUAAAAAAAAAAAACCAUACAUUUUAGAUAUACCACCCCAUACCCACGUGUUUUUAAGCGGCCCUCAGUUGGUGUUGACCAGAGAAACACCUCCUGGCCAUUGCUUUUUAGCCAUCCUAUUAUAUGACUUGUUUUAAAAUUCAUUACAUCAACCCAUGUCAGUGUUGUUGUUUUUUGUUUUUUAAAUAGCUUGUCCUUGAUUACAUUGCCACCACUACGCCCCCACCCAAGACAAAUCCACCCAAGACACGCCCACCCAAGACACACCCACCCAAAACACAGCCACCCAAGACAUUCCCACCCAAGAAACGCCCACCCAAGAGACCCCCUCCCCUUGCUCCUGGAGUAAUUUUUUCUGUUUCACUUUUUAAUCAAUUUUCAAAUAUACGAAGAAAUUCAUGCAAAUUAUGACAUAUUAACUGGGGCAUCUAUCCCCCCCCCUCCUAGACGCCCCCCGCAUACUAUCAUAAUCUAAUGUCAUCCAAAAAAUAUCUAAAUAAACAUUAUUGAAAUGUUAGAUAUGUUUUUUCUUGUAUGAAAAUAAUCAUUUUAUUAUCACAAUUAUCCGUGGAUUCAGUACAAAAAUACAAGUGAACAUGUUGUAUCUUACAUAUGGCAAUAGCGUUUGAUAUGAGAGAAUACACACAUGCACAUGUUGUAUCAUACCGAUGGUAAUAGGGUUUUGAUAUGAGGGAACACACACGUGAAAUGUUCUAUCACACAUAUGGCAAUAGCAUUUGACAUGAGGGAACACACAAGUGAAAUGUUCUAUCACACAUAUGGCAAUAGCAUUUGACAUGAGAGAGCACACAAGUGAAAUGUUCUAUCACACAUAUGGCAAUAGCAUUUGACAUGAGAGAGCACACAAGUGAAAUGUUCUAUCACACAUAUGGCAAUAGCAUUUGACAUGAGAGAGCACACAAGUGAAAUGUUCUAUCACACAUAUGGCAAUAGCAUUUGACAUGAGAGAGCACACAAGUGAAAUGUUCUAUCACACAUAUAUGGCAAUAGCAUUUGACAUGAGAGAGCACACAAGUGAAAUGUUCUAUCACACAUAUAUGGCAAUAGCAUUUGACAUGAGAGAGCACACAAGGAAUACAUUGUAUGGGACGGGAUAGCGAAAUCAAUAGGAAGUUAUCGAUCAGUAAAGUUAUACAAUUGUUUAAACAAAUAGCUUCUACAGUCAUACGUAGAACGUUGGUUUUGAUUUCAUCAGCGCGAAUACCAACGUCAUGAAAGAGUAUUUAUUUUGAUAUAAACCCAUAGAGCACUGUAUUAUGAAACCAGUUGUAAAAAAAUAUAUAUAUAAACCUUG
Messenger RNA from Lymnaea stagnalis (great pond snail), 27727 nucleotides. NCBI's taxonomy places the organism in Eukaryota, Metazoa, Mollusca, Gastropoda, Lymnaeidae. The record is from the annotation of a GenBank genome assembly.